Messenger RNA from Acanthamoeba castellanii str. Neff, 1701 nucleotides. Its product is annotated as protein kinase domain containing protein. Lineage: Eukaryota; Discosea; Longamoebia; Acanthamoebidae. The record is from RefSeq and is a predicted model, not a curated record. The transcript is spliced from 14 exons. Gene Ontology annotation, biological process: protein phosphorylation. Gene Ontology annotation, molecular function: ATP binding; protein kinase activity. Bases 1 to 1701 code for a protein of 566 amino acids.
AUGAUGCACGAGUCGAGCAUGGGAGGGUACAACAGCCGGAGCCCCCACGCGCUACGUAAGCGGGCAGCCACCCUCGAAGACUUGCACGCCAUCUCCGACAGUGACCGCGCCAACGAUUGGGGACUGGGCAGUGCGCGCAUACGGGCGAAGGAGCUCAAGUUCAGCCGCGACGACAUCAUCGCGCGCGGCCACCACGGCAUCGGGUGCUGUCGGGGCUCGCCGGUGGCGAUCAAGCUGCUGCGAAACCAGAACCUGAACCGCAAAGAGCUCGAGGCCCUCCAGCGCGAAGCCGAGAUCAUGCGGUCCCUGCGGCAUCCGAGCAUCCUGCUGUUGAUGGGAGUGUGCACGGAGCGCCGCAACCUGGCCAUCGUCACCGAGUUCGUGGCGGGCCGUGAUCUGGGCGCCAUCAUCCGCGAUCGCGACGUCGACAUGACCGUGCGCCAGAAGCUCAACAUCGCCAAGGGCAUCGCCCAAGGCAUGACGUGGCUGCACUGCCUCCAGCCUGAGCCCAUCAUCCACCGCGACCUGAAGCCGGCCAACGUGCUGGUCACCAAGGACGGCAACGUCAAGGUGUGCGACUUCGGGCUCUCGUGCGUGCGCGAGAAGUUCGACCCCUCGGCGCCGCCCAAGGAGACCGUCUCCGGCACCGCCCUCUAUCUCUCGCCGGAGGUCAUGGAAGGAGUGCCCUCGAGCGAAAAGUCAGACGUCUACGCCUUCGCAAUUUUGCUUUGGGAGCUCUUUACGCGCGCCAAACCCUUCACUGAGUACAAAUCGUCGAUGGAGGUCUAUGAGGCCGUCGUGGGCGAGAAUAAGAGGCCGCCACUCACGUCGGACGUACCCGAUGCGGUGGCCGCCUUGUUGGAGGAUUGUUGGCAGAGGGAUCGGCUGAAGCGACCUUCGUUUGGGGAGAUUCUGCAGCGAUUGGACGACAUUGUCGUCGAUACCACGAUUCCCGACCAGACCGCCCGGGCUUUCUGGAAGGAGCUGCGACCACAGUAUCCGUGGUCGGUGUCGUGGCGACGCUUCAUGGAGGCCUACCACCGCUACUCCAAGUCCAACCUUCCGCUGCCGCUCUACCUCCACUCGGCGGAGGGCCGAUGCGCGCGGCUCAUUCUAGCGGCCGCCACCGAAGAUAUGACGCGCAGCAAGAGAGACAAGGAAUACAAUGUCAUGCUCGAAAGCUUCGGCCGAUUCGUGCAUCUGUUCGGCCCCUUCCGCCGCUCGAUCCUGGUCGACUUCGAGGCGCUGUGCAAGCGCGGGUGCUUCCACGGGUUGAUCGAGGCCAAGGAGGCCGAGCGCCGGCUGGGCAACAAAAAGAAGAGAAAGAAGUUUCUCCUGCGCAUGUCUGCGCGCGACCCCACCUGUCUCACCAUCAGCCGAAGGCACAAGGGCGGGUUCAGGCACAUGCGGGUGCAGAGAACGGCCCGUGGCUGGAAUGUGCCGGUGGGCAAGGACAUGCACUCCUUCGCCACCCUCGACGAAUUCCUGGACUCGCCUCUCGCCCGAAAGUCUGGCAAGAAGGGUUUGGGGCUGAAGCGACCGUGCGUGCGGGACUCAGAGUUCGCGGCGGUGCACCGAGAGGGAGGCGACUCGGACCCCUACUACGACGAGGUCCCCUCCUCAUUCGACGACCACGACGUCGACGACGACGAAUACGUGGGACAGCUACUCGCCCACAGCAACGGCGGCGUCCGUCGAUGA